AUGGCCACCCCGCACCCUCGCUGCCGGGGCGCGCAAACCUCACGUGGCAUCUCUCCGGCCAGCGUGGAUGCCCUCGUCAUCGUGGAGAGCCGCUGGUCCAAGAGUGGCCGUGGGCCGAGGGAGGCGAAGCCCGGACUGCGGGAAGCCGUGCCCACUCCCGUCGACUUGUGUUUCGUGUGCGGUGGCUUGGAGUUGGGGAAGUUGUGGGUUCUGGGCAGCCUUCAUUUCAAUUUGCUUUCCUCUGCAGAUUAUUUGUGCACUCCAGAGGAAAAUGUUUACAAGAUAGACUUCACCAGGUUCAAAAUCCGGGACAUGGAGUCUGGCACGGUCUUGUUCGAAAUCACCAAACCAGCAGCUUCAGAACGUGAACACAAUGACAAGAAGGACAUCGACCCCAAUGCUGGACGGUUUGUACGCUAUCAGUUUACCCCAGCUUUUCUUAGACUUCGGCAAGUGGGAGCCACGGUGGAAUUCACAGUAGGGGACAAACCCAUUAAUAACUUCCGGAUGAUUGAGAGGCACUACUUCCGCGAUCAGUUGCUGAAGAGUUUUGAUUUUGAAUUUGGGUUCUGCAUCCCCAGCAGUAAAAAUACUUGUGAGCACAUCUAUGAAUUCCCCCAGCUCUCUGAGGAUCUCAUUCGAGAGAUGAUCCUUCAUCCGUACGAGACACAGUCGGACAGUUUCUACUUUGUAGACAACAAGCUUGUGAUGCACAACAAGGCAGAUUAUUCCUACAGUGGAGGACCUUGA
This is a messenger RNA of Charadrius vociferus (killdeer), 750 nucleotides long. It is a transcript of the gene UNC119, whose product is annotated as unc-119 homolog (C. elegans). Gene Ontology annotation, cellular component: intercellular bridge; centrosome; spindle midzone. Gene Ontology annotation, molecular function: lipid binding. The transcript is spliced from 6 exons. Bases 1 to 750 code for a protein of 249 amino acids. The record is from RefSeq and is a predicted model, not a curated record. Gene Ontology annotation, biological process: lipoprotein transport; mitotic cytokinesis; negative regulation of clathrin-dependent endocytosis. Lineage: Eukaryota; Metazoa; Chordata; Aves; Charadriiformes; Charadriidae.